AAGACAAAAACCAAAGGAAAAAAAAAGUCUCCAUAAAAAAAUUACACAAAACAGUCAGCAAUUCUUUCAGAUAUGCUUGCAUUUCAGAAUAUGGCCUUUUCCCCCUUGGAAAAACAGUUUUUGUUUUCCUUAGGGAAGGGUAAAGUUCAGGAAGCAGAUCAUUACAGUUCACCAAUGUGAAAGGGAGAGAUGGAUUAAAAUUUUAAAAUAGCUAGCUUUCCAGAGGAUGAUAGAGGUUUCACAGCUGUUAAAGUAAAACAAGAACUGGACAGUAGUUAAGGGGAAAAACAGAUUUUAUUCAGAAAAGCAAUUGCAGUAGGGGAAAAGAGACCUCAGUAUAGAACUGGGCUCGGUUCCAAAUGCAAGGAGCAGAGUGAGUGAGGCUUCAUAGGUCAGGAGCAGAGUUGUAGGUAAGGGUGGAUGUAAAAUUACUAAGAGGAUACACCUGGGGUAAGGAGCAUUCUGCCUAAACGACGUACCGGCAUUGUUGCUAGAGGCGGGCCUAAUCGAUGGGAUGGUGGGAGAGGAGGAACCGGACCCCUGGCAGUGAGCAGAUGUUGGGAAUGGGGUAUUCUGGCUAAACCAAUUAAGCAGGAUUCUUGCUAAAACGGGGCGAUGCAAAGAUAAAACAGAAGGUGGACGAUUCAGAGCCUGACUAAAGUUUGGCCAAGGGGAGAUUUCUGUCGCAGGAGGUAGAGCAAACUUCUUAAAAAGUGCACCAGGUUCCUUCGGCAGUCUGCAGGUUCUGAGAAGGAGAACUAGGAGCACAGGGGGUGGGGAGUGGGAGACUGCUGGGCUGGGCUCGCAUCUGGGCGGAGAUCUCGGAGGUGGGCGGAGAUCUCGGAGGUGGGCGGGGCUCACAUCUGGGUGGGCCACUGGCCCUGGGCGAGUGGGCGGGGCGGCAGACACCCGCUGGGUGCUCAGCCUCCCAGAGCCUCUUGCGGUGCUGGGAGAGCCCGCCCCGCCCCUCGGCGGGUGCCUCUCCUCUUCUCUUGGGUCUAUGGAGGAAAAACUCUGCGCGGAAUACAUGGCCGCAGCCGCCUGCAGUACCAAGGCCAUGUCCCUCUUCAAGCGGACCUUAGUGCUGAGUCCCGGCGCCGCGCCCAGAGGUGCGGGCACCCCCCCGCGCGGCUGUUCCUUUACCCCAGCCGCCUGGCCCUCCAAGGACCGGCCGCGGGGAGAGGGCGUCUGCUGCAGGCUGCGGAGUCCCGUGGCAGCCAGCCGCGCGCCCCAGUCCCACUCCAGCUCCUCUGCAUCUCCGACAGCCGUGUGUGUCCUCUGCCCGCAGGACUCGCUCAGCAGCAGUUUGAAAACUUGCUACAAGUAUCUGAAUCAGACCAGUCGCAGUUUCGCAGCCGUUAUCCAGGCCCUGGAUGGGGAAAUGCGCCAUGCAGUGUGCAUAUUUUAUCUGGUUCUCCGAGCUCUGGACACUCUGGAAGAUGACAUGACCAUCAGUAUAGAGAAGAAGAUCCCCCUGUUACACAACUUCCACUUGCACCUUUAUGAGUCUGACUGGCGGUUCACUGAGAGCAAAGAGAAGGACCGACAAGUCCUGGAGGACUUUCCAACGAUUGCCCUCGAGUUUAGAAAUCUGGCUGAGAAAUAUCAAGUGGUGAUAGUUGACGUUUGCCGGAAGAUGGGAUUCGGGAUGGCAGAGUUUUUGAAUAAGCACGUGACAUCAGAACGGGAGUGGGACAAGUACUGUCACUACGUUGCUGGGCUGGUGGGAAUUGGCCUUUCCCGUCUAUUCUCGGCCUCAGAGUUAGAAGAUCCCUUGGUGGGUGAAGACACAGAGCGUGCCAACUCCAUGGGCCUGUUCCUGCAGAAAACAAACAUCAUCCGUGAUUAUCUGGAAGAUCAGCAAGAAGGAAGAGAGUUUUGGCCUCAAGAGGUUUGGAGCAAGUAUGUUAAGAAGUUGGGUGACUUUGCAAAGCCAGAGAACGUGGACUUGGCCGUGCAGUGCCUGAACGAGCUAGUCACCAGUACACUGCACCACAUCCCCGACGUCAUCACGUACCUUUCACGACUUAGAAACCAGAGCAUAUUUAACUUCUGUGCUAUCCCACAGGUCAUGGCCAUUGCUACUUUGGCUGCCUGUUAUAAUAAUCAGCAGGUGUUCAAAGGGGUGGUGAAGAUUCGAAAAGGGCAAGCAGUCACCCUGAUGAUGGAUGCCACCAACAUGCCAGCUGUCAAAGCCAUAAUACACCAGUACAUGGAAGAGAUUUAUCACAGAAUCCCCGACUCGGACCCUUAUUCGGCCAAAACAAGGCAGAUCAUCUCCACCAUCAGGACACAGAAUCUUCCCAAUUGUCAGCUGAUCUCCCGAAGCCACUACUCACCCAUUUACCUGUCAUUCGUCAUGCUGCUGGCGGCCCUGAGCUGGCAGUACCUGAGCACCCUGUCGCAGGUCACAGAGGACUACGUUCAGACCGGGGAGCACUGACCGGGGGCUGGGGACUGAGGGCGCCAGGACCACCGACCUCUUCAGGGAUGGAUGUGGGCGUCCACCCUCCUCACUCCUGCAACAACUCAUGGGCCUGGCCCUGUAGAAGCUGUGCUGUGGGAUUAAGAAGAUUCAAGGGAAAGGACCCUUUGGCUCUGGCUGUGUGGGGGCUGCAGGUCGGAGAGUGGCUGCUUCUGGAACUCUGGGGAGAUGGCUCUUAGUGUGAACACAGCUGGAAUUAUAAUUAAAUGUAUUUAAUUUGAAGCAUCUUUUGAAUGCCUAUCCUAGUAGAAUGCAAAGUAGAUUUUCUUCCUUGUUGGGGUCCUGUUUUUCUCAUCAUUUUGUUUCCUCCAGUGGACUUGAAUGUGGUAGGUGGGAAUGUGGAAAUUCCAGGAAAUAUCCCCAUGUUUGCUAAGAAUGCAGACUGCUUUCUGCACAUGGGGGCUAGGAAGAAACUGCUGGGUGGUGGUGGCAUCGUUUCCUCGUGUAAAGAAAAGGAGCUUAGGUUUCAGAAGAAAAUGGCAGGAUUGCCUUUGGCCCUAUCAUUUUUGAGAUUUUUGUAAUAAAGGACUGAAUUACUCA
Molecule: messenger RNA, 3025 nt
Organism: Sus scrofa (pig)
Lineage: Eukaryota; Metazoa; Chordata; Mammalia; Artiodactyla; Suidae
Gene: FDFT1
Product: farnesyl-diphosphate farnesyltransferase 1
Biological process (GO): farnesyl diphosphate metabolic process; cholesterol biosynthetic process
Cellular component (GO): endoplasmic reticulum membrane
Molecular function (GO): squalene synthase [NAD(P)H] activity
Source: RefSeq, a predicted model, not a curated record